Molecule: messenger RNA, 1818 nt
Organism: Lodderomyces pseudojiufengensis
Lineage: Eukaryota; Fungi; Ascomycota; Pichiomycetes; Serinales; Debaryomycetaceae
Product: RNA-binding snoRNP assembly protein
Exons: 1
Coding region: 1-1818 (605 amino acids)
Biological process (GO): pseudouridine synthesis; ribosome biogenesis; box H/ACA snoRNP assembly
Cellular component (GO): sno(s)RNA-containing ribonucleoprotein complex
Molecular function (GO): RNA binding
Source: RefSeq, a predicted model, not a curated record
AUGGCAGAAACAGGGAUCAAUGAAAAAAGUCAUUUCCCUUUACAUGAAAAAGCAGAAGCAUCAGACCUAAACAAUCAAGUUGAAAAUAUAGUUACCAAACCAGAUGAAUCAUAUCAAAACAGUACAGCUUGUCUCAGCCAGAAUUUGGAAGACCAACCAUUGAAGUCUCUACCUGAUUUAAACCAAGAGAAUGCAGUCAAUACACACAACGCUGAAUCACAAGAAAGACCAAUGACUCAAGAGUCUCGACAAACUUUGACCAAUGAAGCAACAGAUCAUGCUCCAAUUGAUAUUACUGUGGCCAACGAUAUACUCGAAAAGGAAACAGAAGAUGUGGAAGUUGACAAUAGAAGUGAGGAGAAACCGGAGGAAGAUUCAGCAAAGUUAAUGGAAAUUGACGAGGGGGGAGAUACUGUUGAAGAGAAGAAAAGCGAGGCCAGUGUCAAGCAAAUGCCAGCAGAGACUGUAGAUGAUAAAAAGGAACCAGAGGAGACUCUUGAUGACAAGAAAGAUAUAGAGGAUUCUAACGAACUUGGAGCAUCUACACUAAGCAACUUACCUGAAAUUGAUGCUACCGAAAAAUUGGAAGCCUUUUCUGACGACGACAUAAAUGUUGAUGAUAUAUCCUCAGAGGAAAAUGAAAAUGACGAAAGCCUGCAAAGUGAAAGUGAAAGUGACUCAAACACUUCAACAGAUGAGGAAAUGUCCGAUACCGAUACCAAUCAUGCAAAUGAGGACAUAGGAGAUGAUGAAGAAGGAGAAACAAAUGAAGGACCAAUCAAGUCAGCUAAUGAAAUUAAUGAAAAAGCACCAACACUACCAGAAAAUUACCAAAUACCAAAUAAUUCACCGAUAGAGGAAAUAGGAACUAUUACCGGACUUGUUGAUAAUAGUGUUUUAAUAACAGCAAAAUAUUCAGGAGAAUUUCGAAUACUAAAAGAAGAAUCUAUAUUUUGUUUUGACGACCGAACAGUGAUAGGACCAUUGUUUGAGAUUUUUGGUAGAGUUCAACAACCAAUAUAUAGUGUGAAAUUCAACAGCCCGGAAGAAUUUGCAAAGUUUAAGGAUAGUAAAGGAAAAACGGUUUUUUAUGUUGUAUCAGAUUCUCAAUUUUUAUAUACUGAUUCAAUAAAAUAUUUAAAGGGAACUGAUGCAAGUAAUUGUCAUGAUGAAGAAAUUCCUGAAGAAGAACAAGAAUUUAGUGAUGAUGAGCAAGAGCAAGCAGCCAAGCAAGCUAAAAAGAAAAGAAAAAACAAACAAAACAAAGGUGCAAGGGACAACGCCAACAAUGAUAAUAAAGGUAAAAAAGUGCAUAAGCCAAAUGAAAAUCAUAUUACUGCUCAUCGGGCACAUAUACCAUCUUAUUCUCCGAUAAGUCAAACGUAUCACCCAAGAAACCAAAAUAAUUAUCAACUACCUCAAAUACCAAUUCAAUCGUACCAGUCCCCUCCUCAACCAUCAGCGUAUGGGGUUCCAUAUAAUCCUAACCAACACAAUUUUAAUCAUGCCCCUCAACAACCAUCUGGAUACCGUCCAUAUGGUCAAGCAAUGCCAUAUCAAGUACCACAACAAUAUCCUCAACAAUACGGUGCACUCCAGCAAAAUCAGCCUUCACCAUACGGACAAUACUCAAAUCCUCAAAGCCAAUAUCAACAACAGCAGGAACAACAAUUACCGUAUCAAUCUAUACCGCAACCACAACAUGGCGCCCCAACGUCGAAUCAAAAUGUUGAUCCUGCUCAAUUAGCUCAUUUACAACGGUUAUUAUUACAACAACUUCAAAAUCAAGCCAACCAACAGAAUCAAUCUUUCCAAUAA